Messenger RNA from Homarus americanus (American lobster), 5182 nucleotides. It is a transcript of the gene Tmtc2, whose product is annotated as protein O-mannosyl-transferase TMTC2-like. Lineage: Eukaryota; Metazoa; Arthropoda; Malacostraca; Decapoda; Nephropidae. The coding region runs from base 368 to 2551 and encodes 727 amino acids. Gene Ontology annotation, biological process: protein O-linked glycosylation via mannose. Gene Ontology annotation, molecular function: mannosyltransferase activity; protein binding. The transcript has 10 exons. Gene Ontology annotation, cellular component: endoplasmic reticulum membrane. The record is from RefSeq and is a predicted model, not a curated record.
AGCUGACAUAACCCGUUUUCUGUUACACAUCUAUCUGUCACGACUACAUUUUCUGUUACACAUCUCUCUGUCAUAACCCGUUUUCUGUUACACAUCUCUCUGUCAUAACCCGUUUUCUGUUACACAUCUCUCUGUCAUAACCCGUUUUCUGUUACACAUCUAUCCCGUCCAGUUUCUAUGAUACAUAUUUAACUCAUAUAAAUUAUUCUCUCAUUACAGCCGCGCCAUAAAGACGAAUCCCGAUGUACUGCCUACGACUCCUCUCUCACAGCUGCUGUGGGAUGACUUCUGGGGGACGCCCCUCACCCACAGCGGCUCCCACAAAUCCUACCGCCCCCUCACGGUCCUCUCCUUCAGACUCAACUACAUGGUGUCGGAGUUCCAGCCGAGGUCAUACCACGUGACCAAUGUUGUACUGCACGUGGCUGCCACUGGUCUUUUCGCUGUGUUGGCGCGCACGCUUACGCCCCACGCCCGCCUAGCCCGCACCGCCGCGCCCCUUCUCUUUGCCGCCCACCCCAUCCAUACCGAAGCCGUGGCGGGCGUGGUGGGGAGGGCGGACGUGGGCGCUGCUAUAUUCUUCCUCGGGGCGCUGCUCUCAUACAUGCGCUACUGCGGCUGUGGGCGUGGUAAUGGAGGCGUGGGCGUGGGCAUGAGCAGCAGGGUAGGGCGGCGGGCGUGGUUAGGGGCGGCUCUGGUUUCGGCCACCCUGUCCAUGCUAACCAAGGAACACGGCAUCACCGCCCUGGCUGUGUGUGCUGUGUACCACAUCUUCGUCCACGCCAAGAUGAGACCCAGGGAACUAUUCUCCAUCCUCACCGAGCGUCGCCACCGCGGGGUGAUGGAGGGGCUGGUGGCCCUGGGCGCCGCCCUCGUGGUUCUUCUCUCCUGCCGCCUAGCCAUCAUGGGGUCCCAGCCGCCAGAGUUCGCUCCUGCGGAUAAUCCGGCGGCGGACUGCGAGUCUCCGGGGGUCAGAGCCCUCACCUUCUUCUUCCUGCCGGCGUUCAACGCGUGGUUGCUGCUCUGCCCCUACACCCUGUCCUUCGACUGGUCCAUGGAGGCCAUUCCGCUGGUGACGUCCCUGGCGGACCCCAGGAAUCUGGCCUCCAUGGCCCUCUACGCCUCCCUGGGCCUCUUGGCGCUGGCCUCGCUGGUGGCUCUCCGGCGGCGGCGGCUAGGCGACGAGGCUGGCGGCAGUGAGGCGACCACGUCCAGCGACGUAACCGUCAUGGGCCUUGCCCUCAUCCUUCUGCCCUUCCUGCCGGCCACCAACCUGUUCUUCUACGUGGGCUUCGUGGUAGCGGAGCGAAUCCUCUAUAUCCCCUCCAUGGGUGUGUGUCUCCUAGUGUCUUGGGGGGCGCAUCUCCUACACGCGCGUGCACGCACUGCCCGCACCCGUCGCCUCCUUCAGGCAGCGCUUGUGGUCAUCUUCCUCCUGUUUUCCGCUCGAACGUGGACCAGGAAUCACGACUGGGCCACCGAGGAGAACCUCUACCGCUCAGGCAUCGCCAUUAAUCCUCCCAAAGCAUACGGUAACCUGGCCAACAUACUCAGCUCCCAGGGCAGGAAAGAGAAAGCUGAAUGGGCUUAUAAAAAAGCUUUGUCUUACCGCUCGAACAUGGCGGACGUGCAUUAUAACUUAGGUAUACUAUUUCAAGAGCAGAAGCGAUAUGAAGAGGCGUUACAGGAAUAUAAACUCGCAAUACAGUUCCGACCUCGUAUGGCUAUGGCACACCUGAACAUGGGGCUGGUGCUGGGCCUGAUGGGGCAGCGGGUGGAGGCAGCUGAGGUGUACCGCCACUGCUCACAGCUGGACGGAUCAGGACUAAAGGAUCCACGAACCCACGAGUCCACUAAGAUCUCAGCACUCUUCAACCUGGGGAGACUCUACGCUGACGAUGGCCACUUCGGGAGAGCAAUCGACGUGUACCAGGAAGCUGUCGAGAGAAUGCCCCCACAUUACCAGCCUCAGAGUCUGUAUAAUAUGCUGGGAGAGGCGUUCUUCAAGUUGGAAAAGUUCGAGGAGGCUGAACGAUGGUAUCUGGAGGCUCUGAGGGUGAAGUCUGACCACGUCCCCGCCCACCUCACCUACGGGAAACUCCUGGCUAAGAUGCACCGCCUGGGUGAGGCUGAGGAGUGGUUCCAGCGAGCGAAAUCUCUGGCACCCAACGACUCGACCGUCCAUCAGCAUUUUGGUCAGUUUCUCUCGGAGGUGGAACGCCAUGAAGACGCGGCUGACCACUACGUGAAGGCGGCCCAGCUGGCGCCGUCAGAGUACGAAAUUAUCUUCAACGCGGCCAACACCCUCCGUCAGGCGGGCAGGAACAAACAGGCCGAAGAGUACUACCGCCUCGCUGUCAACCUUAGACCUCAGGAGGCGACUUCACAUAUGAACCUGGGCGCCAUGCUGCACGUAAACGGCAAGCUGCUGGAGGCCGAGUCAAGCUACCUGGAGGCGCUGCGGCUCAAGCCCGACGACUCCAUCACCAGAACCAACCUGCAGAAACUGAGACACUUGUUGGCCAAGAAGGGCAUCAGUCCCUCCAGAUAACACGGAGCCCUCGACGUGUGAGGCUAUGGAGCAUCGUGUCCCAGUAGCAUGUCCUAAGGUUGUGUCUUUAAGGGCGUGUCUUUGGAGUAUAUUCCAGAGGUAUGUCCCGGAAAUCGUGUCUUCGGGGCGUGUUCCACGGGAUUGCCCUGUGCUUGGGGCGUCUCCUGCAAUAGUUACCCCCCAAGCAGGGCGCCUCAUAGGUGGUUUGUGUGUGUACGGGAGGGACGACUGUGAUCUCUGCUUCUCAACCUCCACUUUGUGCCAACAGUGAUCUGGGAGGGCCAGAGACAGGCGGGCCGCUGGAGGGCCGCUCACUCCACCUUGGGAGACAUCCACCACGUAGCUCACCAAAACAGAAUGCUCAAGUUCUUCCUCGUCCACGAGUCGUCCUCCGUCUGCGGUUCAGCACUACAACAGCCCAGUGAGAAGAUAGUAGCUAUGAACCUCGGCCGGCGGCUUACCAGUGGUCGUUCUUGUACUCACUGUACAGCGAGAAUGAACCUUAGUGAGACGCCAACUCUGGAUCAUAAUAGCUGAUUUAGUUACAACCUUAGAGAGAGAAAGGAGAGACUAUCCGGCAGACAACAAUAGGCGCUCGGCGGUUCGAGUGUCUGAAGAUCCCAUAAGUGCCUUUUAUAUUAGAGGACCUGUGGGUGGCUGCCACGGCUCCCGACUGCUCCUGGGGCGUCUGGAUACUAGGAAAGUCUUAUGAACAGACAGCGUUAUUAUAAGUCUUAUAGACGAAACUGCUUUUUUAUGAAUGUCUGAAUCCACUAUAUUGUGUUAUGGCCUGAAUUUAUUUUUCUUAACGCCUUUUAGUGUAUGAGUGAAAGAAAGAGAAAAAUUAUUUUUUUCCUGUUCGAACUACGUCGUGUGUUGACCUUAAUCACCUUAACACAUUCUGCGUAGGAUGGAGCGCCAAGAAGACUAUUUUGGUGAGGCGUGGAGCCCCGGUUGUGAGUGAAGGCUACACGCUUCUGCCUGUCGGGAGUCGCCUUGUGUUCCUUAGCGAUAAUACCACAGCUUCGGAGCACAUUAUACAUAGUCCAGGUUGUACUAUAAUUAUUAUAUUGUUAUUUAAAAUCCCCAUUUUUAUAUAUUUAGAGUACAGAAGACUUUUCAGAUCACAAUGGUUAGCUUCCAGAAUUAUUAAGGAACUUCAAGAUGACCACAGUGCCAAACACAGUUCAUAUCAGGACACAAAUUGUGCCAAAAGUAGAAGAAAAAAAUCUCCCAGGAUCAUGUCUUAUAAACAGCUCCUCUCAUACCUCCUCAGCUCAGUCCUGAGACAUGUUAUCAAUUUUCCUAUUCAAAACACCUCAGAAAUUAAUUGUACCCAUUUUUCUGUUUAUUAUUUCACUUGCAUGCUUUCAACCCAUUCUAUAUGAGUUUCUCCUCAAACCCAUGAUUCUAUAGUUACCCAUUCGUCUCAAAUCCGUUUUCUGUCCAGGAUAUUCCCAGAAGUCUCGUUUCCUUCAGUGAGUCAUAUUGAUGAUGUAGAAAUAAUCAAAGUCUUCUUUUUACAAACCGUAUCCAUCAGUCAUAUUAGUGGUGAUUUUUUAUUUCCAUUUCUUAUAGAAUAAUGUUAUGAAAAUAUAUACAAGUUUAGUUAACAAUUAUUCAAACUUUUUUUCUUCAUAAGUCAAUCGUAUCCAUGCAUGUUCCUCAAUAGUUGGUUAUUUUAGCUCUUCCCAGUAAUGAUCUUACGAGCCUGUGUGAUCAUGCGAGUCUGUGUGAGUUAUCAAACAAAUCUGUGUGUAUGGUCUUUAUGUAACUGGAGGAAAUAUGUGCUGCAUGUGUACCUUCACCAUUACAUGUAAUUAUAUGACGUAACAGUAGUUUAUAUGUGUAUGGUUUCACAGUUGUAUCGCAUACAUAUUGUGUGUACACGCUCAAGUGGUGCACACACACACUUUGCCAUUGUUACACAUAUAGUUAUUUCACAGUUGUACAUAUAUGUUUGUUUACAGUGUUACAAACAUGUCAUUACUGUUAUGCAUAUAUGUACACAUCAUCCAAGUGGUACACACGUGUAUAUGUUCACAGCCAUGUAUGUAUAUUGUGCUGUUUGCUCCUCUUUUUAUCUGCGAUGUAUUUAGUGAUAUUAUUCCUUUUAUUUAUUCGUUGUAUCGAAAGACACCGACCGACGCUCGAGUGACUAAGUGACUCGGUCUGGAGAAUUCAUCCACUUCCUCCCCACAACACCUGUCGUUAGUUCACCUGUUGUUGUGGACAUCUGUACCAGUAUCACUUACAACUAGCACUUACAUAGUACUGACUUACUAUAAACGUUACUUUUCUUUUGACUUUAUAUCAUGUUAAAGAAUCUUAAUUAUCUUUUUUUUUCACUUCAACUCUCCGCUAAGUUUGUUGUGUCAGCCUUACCAGGGAAAUAAUACUAAUUACAUUAUGUUUCAUGUACGAAUCUAAUAUAAUUGUUGUUGUUUUUUAUUUAGUUAGUAGCAUUAUUAACUUUUAUAGGAUUUCAUACUAGAGAGUCCAGAAUGUAAGUGAUGCUAGAAACUGAACCAUUGCUCGAUCAGUACAGAUCAGCCUCUCUCUUCCAACCUCCUCUACCCCCUCCCCCCCUUCCUUCCCCCCACCUCCCUCUGGCCCCCCUUCCUUCCCCAC